AGUAGGUCCAACAAACCUUGAACUUUCCUUGUCAGGAUGAAUUGGAGAUUCAUUUUUAAACCCUCCAGAUGCUGCUCUUCUGUGGUAAUAACUACUAGAACCAAGACAACCUCUGCACGGAAUGUAGCCUCCAGGGCUAGAGACCCAACAUUCGAAAAACUCAUGGAGAAGUACAAAAACCUUCUUAAAGUGGUUGCAAUUCAAGACCUCUUCCUUGCUUCGAGCAACCCUUCAUCAUCAAUUUCAUUGGACUUCCUCAAUAGGCUCUCCCAGAAGCUCCGCUUGAAUCGUGGUGCUGCCUCCUUCAUCUGCAAAUACCCCCACAUCUUCCAAAUAUUUUAUGAUACUAAUAAGUCUCAAUCCUUUUGCAAAUUAACCAAUGCUGCCAUUGAAAUUGCCUUGGAAGCAAGUCAGGCAAUCAAAGCAUCAAUGCCCCUUGUUGUAGACCGAUUACUUCACCUUUUAUUAAUGACUCCAAAAAAGUCUUUGCCACUCCGCGCUGCUUUCAAGGUCUGGAGGGAGCUUGGUCUCCCAGAUGACUUUGAGGAUUCUGUUAUUUCUCGAAAUUCCAAUCUCUUUAGACAUUGUGAUGGUCAUGAACCAAAUACUUAUAUCUUGAAGUUGGCUGAUGUUGUUCCGGAAAAAAGUCAUCUCACAGCAGCAGUUGAGAAUUGGAGGGUUACUGAGUGUUGUAGGGAAGACAGUCAUGUUGAUAGAACAGAAAUUAGGUUCAGUUUCAAGCAUGGUUUUCCUCCGGCAAUGAGAUUGAGCAAGGACUUGAAAGCUAAGGUUCAGGAAUGGCAGAGAUUGCCCUAUGUGGGGCCAUAUGAAGGGAUAAGGGAAAAGAGAAAGUCUAAGGCUGCAAUCAUGGCAUUGGAAAAAUGAGCAGUUGCUAUUGUUCAUGAAUUCUUGAGUCUCACCAUGGAAAAGAUAAUUGAAGUGGACAAGAUUAGUCAUUUUAGAAAUUGGUUUGAAAUAGAUAUGAAUAUCAGGGACUUGUUCUUGGAUCAUCCUGGGAUAUUUUAUCUCUCAACCAAGGCGAAAACACACACCGUUUCCUCAGAGAAGCUUAUGAGAGAGGAUGACCCCAAUCCUGUUUAUGAGGCAAGGAGAAAGCUCCUUAAUUUAGUUCUGCUGGGACAUCAUGCAUUUUUUUCUAGUAGUCCAAUGAUAAGGGAUGCUGACCAGAGCAAAGUGGAUCAGUUUCGAGGAAAAGGAUGAGACUAAAGAAACACAAGUUUUGUUGUACUUUUGAUAGAUCCUCUCCAAGGAAGAGCUGCCUUGCUCUCAUCCUUUUGUUUUCCUGGUUUUAAGUUUAGAAAGAUAGAAAGGUAAAUAAGACAAUCUAUGAACUAUGGAAAAACGGCCAGCCGAUGAGGGUUGUCUAAGAGGUGGUUUUGUCCACAUUAAGUUUCAGAGAUUAAGAUAUUUGGGCAUUUCUGGAUUUGGCCUGAUAAACUCCAUUCAAUUCCAGUGCCCUAUCAUAUACAGUCUAGAUUCAUCUGGAGUAGCUUUUUGCUGAUGAUGUACAAUCUGGGCCUCUGUGUCAGUUCAAGCAAUCAAAUUCUAGAAUCUCAGAACUUGCCAAGUUGCUGUGGUCUGGUUACGAGGGAGUUCCGCUGUCUACCACAGCACCUAUUUUUGGAGCGGUAUCAGCUACUUCAGGUUAUUGACUUCCCAUGGCUCUCUCUGUCCUAUAUGUUACAAAGAAGACAGCCCUGAAACUUUUCAGUACUCGAAAUUGGACUCCUUUUCUCGUGUUUCUAUUGCUUUCUUUUAACCAUAGUACCAUGACAGCGCAUCGUGUGGGCUGCUGGCCCACUUAUCGCCAUUACAAGAUUGGAGAAAUUGAAUGGUGUUUGAGCUCAACGAUUGAUCUUGAGGAGCUAGUGCAUGUCAAGUAAAUGGCAUUUUCUCCUUUUCUACAA
This is a messenger RNA of Eucalyptus grandis, 1928 nucleotides long. RefSeq names its product protein ROOT PRIMORDIUM DEFECTIVE 1. The transcript has 2 exons. Gene Ontology annotation, molecular function: RNA binding. Lineage: Eukaryota; Viridiplantae; Streptophyta; Magnoliopsida; Myrtales; Myrtaceae. The record is from RefSeq and is a predicted model, not a curated record.